UGCGGAUUUUCUUGCAUAACUCGAUCUCGUGUGCUUCUGAAGGCAGGAAUAGCAUGGCAGCUACUGAAGCCCACAGAGUGCUUGUUUACGGAGGAAAGGGGGCUCUAGGAUCUGCAUGUGUGCAGUACUUCAGUGCUAAAAACUGGUGGGUUGCCUCUAUAGAUCUCAAUGCCAAUGAAGAAGCCAAUGCCAAUGUUACAGUUAAGAUGACUGAAUCCUUCACUGAGCAAGCCAACCAGGUGACAGCUGAUGUGGGUGAGCUGUUGGGUGAAGAUAAGGUUGAUGCCAUCUUGUGUGUGGCAGGAGGUUGGGCAGGAGGCAGUGCCAAGGCCAAAACUCUGUGUAAGAAUGCCGAUCUGAUGUGGAAGCAGAGUGUGUGGACCUCCACGAUUUGCAGUCACCUAGCAGCCAAACACCUGAGAGAGGGGGGGCUGCUCACACUGGCAGGGGCUAAAGCAGCACUGGGUCCAACAGCAGGAUGCAUUGGUUAUGGCAUGGCGAAGGCAGCGGUUCAUCAGUUGUGUCAGAGCCUGAGCGCGCCAAAUAGUGGUCUUCCUCCAGGAUCUACUGCAGUUGCAAUACUUCCAGUGACUUUGGAUACACCCAUGAAUAGAAAGUCCAUGCCGGAUGGUGAUGUCACUUCCUGGACACCGCUGGAGUACAUAUCAGAGCUGUUCUAUAAGUGGACUUCGGGAGAGAACAGACCUCCUUCAGGUACUCUGAUGGAGCUGGUUACUGCAGACGGAAAAACGGAGGCUACACCGGUGUCAUGAUUAAUAUCAGUUUUCACAAUCCUUCAAAUCAUGCCUAUAACCCACUACUGUCUUUAGUGAUACUUAUUGUCCUAUUGCCUUUUUGUUUACAUGUAAACAUCAACAUACUGAAAAUUGUAGCUCUUUAAAAUAGGAUUAUUGCAUAAAAAUGUCUAAGACGAUGUUCUGUUAAUGUGACGGCAAAAAAUAGCAAUAAAUAUGUCCUAUUCUGAUGCA
Molecule: messenger RNA, 989 nt
Organism: Carassius auratus (goldfish)
Lineage: Eukaryota; Metazoa; Chordata; Actinopteri; Cypriniformes; Cyprinidae
Product: dihydropteridine reductase-like
Exons: 7
Coding region: 54-773 (239 amino acids)
Biological process (GO): L-phenylalanine catabolic process; tetrahydrobiopterin biosynthetic process
Cellular component (GO): cytoplasm
Molecular function (GO): 6,7-dihydropteridine reductase activity; NADH binding; NADPH binding
Source: RefSeq, a predicted model, not a curated record